AUGUCGACUCAAUCGAAAAUUCCCUAUGUCCGUCUGGGAAAUUCUGGUUUGAAAGUCUCCAAGAUCAUCUUGGGAACCAUGCAGUAUGGGAGCUCUGAAUGGCAACAAUGGGUUCUUGGUGAAGAGGAGGCCAUUAAGCACAUCAAGGCAGCAUAUGACGCUGGUAUCCAAAGCUUCGACACGGCGAAUGUCUACUCCAACGGCCUUUCCGAGAUCAUCUUGGGAAAAGCAAUCAAAGAGCUCAAGCUCCCCCGCGACGAGAUCGUCGUCAUGACCAAGGUUUUUGGCACCGUGGCCAGGGAAUUUGGUACCAACCUCAUUGCUCAAGGCGUAAGCCCCGACUCCGUUGGUUAUGUCAACCAACAUGGUUUGAGUCGCAAGCACAUCUUCGAAUCAGUCAAGCACAGUCUGGAGCGUCUGCAGCUUGAUUACGUUGACCUUCUGCAAUGCCAUCGUUUUGACCCAGACACGCCUAUUGAAGAGACCAUGCAAGCUCUCCACGAUGUCGUGCAGGCCGGAUAUGUACGUUAUGUCGGCAUGAGCUCCUGUUAUGCUUGGCAAUUCAAUGCAAUGCAAAAUUAUGCUAUCAACAACAAAUUGACGCCUUUCAUUUCCAUGCAAAACCACUACAGUCUUGUGUACCGAGAGGAGGAAAGGGAAAUGUUCCCAUCCCUCAAGCACUUCGGUGUUGGAUCAAUCCCCUGGUCCCCUCUUGCGCGCGGUCUCCUGACUCGUCCAGUCUCUGGUCAAUCGAAGCGAGGAGAUACUGAUUGGUUCAUUUCUCGAUACUCUGAGGCUCCUGGCACGAACGAAAUUAUAGGACGAGUCGAAGAGGUUGCCAAGAAGCGAGGGAUCAGCAUGGCCCAAGUCAGUAUUGCCUGGAUUUUGUCCAAGGAUGGUGUUUCAGCGCCGAUCGUUGGGACGACGAGCUUGAAGAACUUGGAAGAUAUCAUAGGUGGGGUUCAUGUCAAACUAACGGAUGAAGAAAUCAAGUUCUUGGAGGAGCCGUACAAGCCGCAGAAUAUUAUUGGCCACCAGUGA
Molecule: messenger RNA, 1041 nt
Organism: Cyclocybe aegerita
Lineage: Eukaryota; Fungi; Basidiomycota; Agaricomycetes; Agaricales; Hemipholiotaceae
Source: the annotation of a GenBank genome assembly